AUGAGGCUCUAUUUGCGAUCCUUGCCAACCUUUGAGGAUCGGUUGCGACCUUCCGAUGCUGAGGCUCUUUUGUCUUUUCUCACAGUCCCGUACAUUCGAAUGCCAUUAAUGCUGGCGUUUUUCACCUCUGCAGACCGAGUCAACUGCUUGUUCAGUGAUACGCUGCGUUCUAUACUGCAUGCGGUCAUCCUGGAGCCCGGCAAGUUUCUCAUGCCUGGGCGCUGGCAUGAUUGCCCGCAAAUGGUUCCAGCUGCAAGCGCAGCAGAGGCUGAGUUAUUGGCCACCCCGUUUGGACAGCUUCUCACCGAGCUUUCUUGCUCGCCAAAAAUGCCGUUGUCACUCUCUGGCCGCUUGCUGGAGCUUGCACUCGUUUUGGCAAACUCAGUAACAUCUGACACUGUUGGAGUGGUUCUGUUUGCGAUCCGGGUGGCUGCACGAGUGGAAUCAGCAACAUCACUGCUACUUCGAGCCCACAGCGGUGGCAUUCGAGUGAGAAACUCAGAGUACGAAAAGCAGAAUGCUGAGAUGGACAAGCUGGCAAACGAGCACGAGAACGUGACUUUUCUGCUGGUCAAUUUGAAGGGGAUUGCUGAUGGCCAAGCCUACAAGGCCGACAAGGGCUUGUCAAGUCCCAAGCUCAUUCAUGCAGCAGGCCGACCUCCUAACGAGUAUGGCCUCAAGUACAUCCCUCACAAGACUAUCAUCGGAAAAGACGGCAACAUCAUCAAGAACUUUGAUGGCGUGAACUUGCCAUCAGAUGUCAAGAGCCUUUAG
Durusdinium trenchii is the source of this 774-nucleotide messenger RNA. The record is from the annotation of a GenBank genome assembly. NCBI's taxonomy places the organism in Eukaryota, Dinophyceae, Suessiales, Symbiodiniaceae.